This is a messenger RNA of Trichoderma aggressivum f. europaeum, 3237 nucleotides long. RefSeq lists its product as uncharacterized. The record is from RefSeq and is a predicted model, not a curated record. The transcript is spliced from 2 exons. Gene Ontology annotation, molecular function: ATP binding; ATP-dependent chromatin remodeler activity. Gene Ontology annotation, biological process: DNA repair. Lineage: Eukaryota; Fungi; Ascomycota; Sordariomycetes; Hypocreales; Hypocreaceae. Gene Ontology annotation, cellular component: nucleus. The coding region runs from base 1 to 3237 and encodes 1078 amino acids.
AUGGUCCAAGAGCGAGGGUCCAAGCAGCGGCGCGAACAGUCCCCCGAGAGCGACACUGACAUCUCGGCCUUGAUCAAGUCCACUCUCAAGAGCAAUGGGCAGGCCGAUGCCAGCAGUGCCUUUGGGGCAGCAACGGCUCAUCCCACCUUUGGGCACCCGACCAAGAUGAUGUCCUCUCGUAAGCAGAAAGCCGACAUCUUCAUCCGUCAGAAGACUCGCCCCGAGCACCAUCUCGAAAGCCACGUCAAUGGCCCCAGGGCACCGACGUACCACCCUCGAAUAGCACCUCCACCUCCCAUGUUCAGCUCAGUCCCGUCGGCUUCGACUGUGCCUUCGACAGCUACGUCGCUGCAACGUCGUGGAGAAGAGGUCUUCUAUACAGACCCGGCAAAGGCCAGCGAAGAUCUCAAGGCGUUGCUGGAGGGGGGCCUGGAGGGCGAUGACGACGAAGGAGUUGACUCUGAUGGGAAUCGAGAGCCGUCAGGAGAAGGGAAGAAACCCACGGACGAUACCGCCGCCAAAGAUCCCAAGACUAUAGCAAAAGAUGGCAAUGUAGUUGGUCUCAAGGUACAAUUGCUACCUCACCAGGUAGAGGGUGUCAACUGGAUGCGUGGUCGUGAACUCGGUCCGGUCAAGAAGGGCACUGUUCCCAAGGGUGGUUUGCUUGCCGACGACAUGGGGCUGGGCAAGACGCUGCAGUCAAUCUCCCUUAUCCUUCUCAAUCAAAGACCGAAAAAGGAUGGGGAGGGUUGGAAAAGGAGUUUUCAAAAGGUCGACAAGACGACUCUUGUUGUUGCCCCUCUGGCAUUGAUCAGGCAAUGGGAGACGGAGAUCAACGAGAGGGUAGUUAAGCAACACGGUCUUAAAGUACUGGUACAUCACGGUCCACAGCGGACAAAGCAACCCGAGGACCUCAAGCUGUACGAUGUUGUCAUCACGACCUACCAGAUCCUCGUCUCUGAGCACGGAAAGUCGUUGGAUGAUGCCCCGACAGGCUGCUUUGGACUUCACUGGUGGCGAGUCAUCCUAGAUGAGGCACAUACCAUCAAGAACCGCAAUGCAAAGGCCACCAAGGCUUGCUGUGCGCUGCGAUCAGAGUAUCGAUGGUGCUUGUCUGGCACACCAAUGCAAAACAACCUUGAGGAGUUGCAGUCCCUCAUCAAGUUUCUUCGCAUCAGGCCCUACGAUGAUUUAAAAGCAUGGAAGGAUCAGAUUGAGCUCCCCAUGAAAGGCGGCAAAGGCCAUAUCGCUCUCGGUAGGCUUCACGGCUUCCUUCGCUGUUUCAUGAAGAGGCGCACAAAGGAGAUUCUGAAGCAGGCUGGUGCACUCACACCGGGCGGAGUGCCAUCAACCGACGGCGCAGCGGCGAUAAACGGAUUCAGACAUACCAACCGCAAGGUAGUCACUGUCGCUACUGAGCUAUCCCCUGCAGAGCGGAGGUUUUACCAAAAGCUGGAAGCCCGCGCCGACCAAAGCAUGGCAAGGAUGAUGAAAGAGAAGAUGAGCUACGCCAACGCCUUUACACUGCUGCUGCGUUUGCGACAGGCGUGUAAUCACCCAAAGCUGCUCGAGGGAAAGCUAGGGGAUGACAAGGAUGCGCUUUCAACAGGCGUUUCGAACGCGAAGCAGCAAGAUGCGGAUGUGGAUUCGGUGGCCGAUUUGUUUUCAGAUAUGGGAAUCACCACUAAGGAGUGUAGCAUUUGCGGCCGGCCAGUGGAUAAAAAGGGGCGAGACUCUGGAGAUGAUCAUUGUGCUGAGUGCGCUUCGGAUUUGGCAUUCUUUUACGGCAGCGAGAAGCCGAACAAGACAAAGAAGAAGGCUAAAAAGGCUGUGAAGACAGCAUCCUCCAAGAAGAAGGGGGAGAAAAAGAGACGACAGAGGCGUCCGAAGGACGAAGAGGAAGAAGGGGAAGAGGAAGAGGAAGAGGAAGAGGAAGAGGAAGAACAGCCUAGACAGAAUGCACGGAGACCACGAAUCCGGAAUGCUGUCCUCGAUAGUGAUGAUGAAGACGAGGAGGAACCGAAGCAAACGUCUCGUCGUCGACAAAACCGCAAAGCCGUCAUUGAUAGCGAUGACGAAGAAGAAGAAGAUGAUGAAGGAAGCUGGAUUGUCUCGGAGAGCGAGCGGGGAGCGCUGAAGCUCGGCAAGGCUGGAGGAGAAGAAGACGAGAACGCAGAAGGUGGCGGAGACUCGAUAGGAUCCGAGGAUUCCGAAGACUCGGAAGAAGAUGACGAUGAUGAUCAAAGCAACCUUGACAGCUUUGUGGUGGAUGAUUCAAUCGCCAGGGGGGAAGAAGGGUACAAGUCUGUGGACGAGGAGUCGGAUGACGACUCUCUCGUGUCCGUAUCUGAAAUAACAAGGGGUAUGGCCUCGCAGACGCUCAAGGACAAGGCUCCUCGCACUUCACGAGCGAAACCCAAACGCAUCAUCACAAUUUCUGAUGAUGAUUCCGAAGCUGGCUCAGAGACCGACGCCGGUUCAGAGACUGAAUCCGAGUCCGAAGAGGCAGACUCAGACGCUUCUUCGGAGUACGACCCCUCGGCAGACGGCAAGAGCAUCUUUUCGUCCGCCAAGAUCCGGGAACUCACCAAGUUGUUGCGCGCAGAGGCGCACGAGCACAAGUUCAUCGUCUUUUCGCAGUUUACAUCGAUGCUCGACUUGGUGGAGCCGUUCCUGCGCAAGGAAGGGUUUCGGUUCACGCGGUAUGAUGGCAGCAUGAGGAACGAUGCGCGGGAGGAGAGUUUGCGGAAGCUUCGUGAGGAUAAGUCGACGAGGGUGUUGCUUUGCAGUCUCAAGUGUGGCAGCUUGGGCUUGAACUUGACGGCUGCGACGAGGGUCAUCAUUAUCGAGCCUUUUUGGAAUCCUUUUGUUGAAGAACAAGCCAUAGACCGAGUCCACCGCCUCACUCAAACCGUCGACGUCGUCGUCUACAAGCUCACCGUCACCCACACCGUCGAAGAAGGCAUCCUCGAGCUGCAGGAAAAGAAGCGCCUCCUCGCCGAGCAGACCAUCGAAGGAAGCUCCAGGAAGGGCGCUCUCAAGCUCGGCCUCAACGAAAUCAUUGAGCUGUUCAAGCCCAUCCACACGUCGCGCUUCCAGGACGGCGGCGCACACGACAAUGCGGCGGCGCAGGAUGAGGGCAGGAGGGCCAAGGAUGCCGUGUCGUUUUUGCACAAGAACAAGCAGAAGAAGGCGCAGCAGAAGCCAGAGAAUAGUGCGUAUGCGCGACGGUGGUAG